GCGGGCGCAGAGCGCGAGGGGAGGAGCGGCCGAGGGAGGAUGUUCCCGGCGCGCGGAGCCCUGGGCGGCCCGGCGGAGCACGGCGGCGGGCGCGUGGCCAGCUGCGGGCUCUGCGCCGCCCCGCGGGCUCUGAGCGCGGGUACCGGGCUUUGUCUUGCGAGCCGCCUUCGUGGUGACGGUCUGGGGGCUCCGGGUCGGCGAAGGGCGCGGGCCGGACGCCGCGGGGCCCGGGCCCGGACGCGACGUUCGGAAGUGAAGGGGCGGACAAAAAAAGACCAAAUGGCAAAGCAACCUUCCGAUGCAAGUUCUGAGUGUGACAGAGAAGGUGGACAGUUGCAGCCUGCUGAGAGGCCUCCUCAGCUCAGGCCCGGGGCUCCAACCUCUGUACCGAUAGAACGGCAAGGUAAUCCUGAAGGUGAAGGGGACCGCUGCCCCCACAGCAGCCCUCAGGGCCCACUGGCCCCGCCUGCCAGCCCCGGGCCUUUUGCCACCAGAUCCCCGCUCUUCAUCUUUGUGAGAAGAUCCUCCCUGCUGUCCCGCUCCUCCAGUGGGUAUUUCUCUUUUGACACAGACAGGAGCCCAGCACCCAUGAGUUGUGACAAAUCAACACAAACGCCGAGUCCUCCUUGCCAGGCCUUCAACCAUUAUCUCAGUGCAAUGGCCAACCUGCGUCAGCCCCAGGACUUCCCCGUGGACCUGCGCCCGGAGAUCUGGAUCGCACAGGAGCUUCGGCGGAUCGGGGACGAGUUCAACGCCUGUUACCCACAGAGGGUCUUUCUGAAUAAUUACCGAGCAGCGGGUGCUCACCCCCAGAUGGUGAUCCUGCGGCUGUUGCGUUACAUCCUCCGUCUGUUGUGGAGGAUGCAGUGACGACGGGGUCCCCACAGAGCAAAGAUGUGUGCAGACAUUUCACGUGUUCAAGCCAACAGGCCUCCUGGCGCCAUUGCUGCCUUCGCCACGCAGCCCACGGUUCUUUCCCAGAGGGGCUGGCUGAUGCCCUGGCCACAGGACACUGCGUGCGGACUUGACCUUGUCUGCUCCUUACCACGCGGCAGUCUCUGAUGGAGCUUGUUGUGAAUGUAAACGAGAGGAUGCUCAAAAAGUAUACAAACCAUGGUUUUCUGGAGCAGGAUUUUAUGCAAGAAUGGUGUUUACAUGCAGUGUGGUUUUUUCCCACCUUCUUUAAUAAGAACAGGUUUUUUUCAAAAAGGAAAUGGAAAUUUUUAACCAACUCGUGAAUAAUUUUUGUACUAAAAUUUUAAGAACCUAUUGCCUAUUCUCAGAGGAUUACGUAAACUGCAGUGGAAACUGAGCCAGCUAAUUUCUGAAGCUGCCUUAGUUUAUUUUUAGAGGCUACUACACAGAAUUUUUCAACGGGAGAGGUAUGAUAUGACCCCUCCCUGCCAUUGCCUCUUCCACCUGUUUUUUUUUAAUCAUUAUUAUUAAUACCAAAAAGUUCUUAUAAAAUGGAACUUGAUAAAAGCGGCAGAGGGUCCUUUGUCAGCUUAUAUUGAUAUGCCACUCCCAUUUUGUAAAUAUUUACUUCCACCUUAAAUUCAGUUGCUUCUGUGGCAAAAUUUUGGUCUCUUUCUGUGUGUUUUUCCUCAUCUCCUUUUGUGAGGCUCCUCUCAUCCAUCUGGACGCCAAUGCAGUUGGGUCCAGUGCGUCUUCAUGAUACAGUGUGACUGGGUCAGGACGUGACAUCCCUGGUCUGUGUCACCCACAGCUCAGUCGCUGCAAUGGUAGCUUACUAACUGGGAAGUGCUUGGUACUGGUUCCCGUUGUGUUUGGUGGGCUUGAUAUCACAAGUGCUCUGAAGUGGUCAUAGCCGUAAUCACACAGAGUAUUAGGCCGCUGGGCACUGCUGGCUUUUCCAGUUGCAGGCUUUCCCCUCAUCACAGGAUGCACUCAGCAGGAGGCCCAGGUGUUGACAUGCCCACCUGCAGCUGCUGUGAGCUGCAGGUGUCCAGGGGAGAAUGGCACAGGCCUUGGGUGGGGCUUUAGAUAGCUGUUUCCUGGGCAUCCUGGCUUUUUUGUCCACCUCAGAGUUCCCCUGGCCUUUGGCACCCACUCUUGUAUCCACUUUGAAAUACAGGCUUUGUUCUGCUUUCAGCAGUGGCAUCCAGGCCUCCACUGGGCACAAGUCUGAGGCGGUCCCUUCUGGCAGAUGGCUGUUUUAGUUGUUCAUUUCUCUUAGGACAGUUGGUUUGUCAGGCCACCCUUCGUGAAUCCACUUCUUCCUCCACGCCGGCUGGUGAGGGUUGAUGAGUGUGGGCCCGUGGCAUGGUGGGUCAUCUUGAAGGCAGUUAAACAGCUGGGGAGACCUAAGAGAGAGAGAAGUUAGGAAGCGAGGAUGGAGGGGAGGUGCAGCCCGUUCUGUGAGCCCUGUAUGUCCUGCCGUUUUGGAAACCUCAGAUCAGGAAGCAGCUUUUCAGAAGACAUAUGUGAUUUUUCAAAGGCGUCAGCAGUACCAACAGCUGUUGUAUUUGCUUUUGGCCCUCGAAGGCUAGCAUUUCACAUUUUUAAAUGAAGUGAAAAUUAAUUCGUGUGUAUCUUCAUAGUUUCAUAUAAAUAUAUGUGUAUACAUAUAUAUGUAUGUGUGUAUAUACACUUCUUCCUUUAGGUAGAGGUGAGCCCAAAUAUUCUUUCUUUUAUUAAAUCUCCUUUUCCCCAAAUAUCUUCUUGGGGUCUUGAAUAUCUUUAAAGCUGUGUUGAGUCUCAGCUUGUGUUCUCGACAGGUCUGGAACCCCUAGCCGGGUCACAGAGGCCACACGGUUGUACGGUUGCGGUGGGAUGGCAGCCGUGGGCCUGCAGGACACACACGCCAAAGACGUAUUUGAUUCUGGGCCCGUCCCUCCCAGGAUCUCCAUGCUCAUGUGCCAGUCCCUCGGACUGGAGCACUUUACCUGCUUCUGGGGCCUGGGGCUCGCCGCCGCCGGUCUCCCUCUGGCUAGGCAGCUGGCCGCCACCGCGCCUCCUGAGGGAGUAGGAGGCUCUGAGCUGUCUGUCCUCAGAACAGGGUGUUACUCCAGGACUUGAGAUGACCGGGUGUCUCUGUACUGUAUGUGUCUGUUUUAUCAAGAUGCCUCCUGCAGGAAGGAUGCCUCCUGUGGUAUCCCUUCGACUUUUUGUUACUUCUUUUAUUUUCUUGUAGAAAAAAUGACUAGCUCCCUCUUGGAAGACUUAUGAAAUGCGGGUUUUGUGCCUUGACCACCUCUUCUCACGUGAGGUUUGUAGAAAGUGUCCUGUGAUUAUCACAGAAAUGCAAUAAACGCACCAGAAAUAACUUCAUGAGUGAUUCUUCAAGUUACCUAUACUCCUGCCUCAAAAUGAGUUCGUGGAGAUGAUGAUUAUUAUUUUUGGGUUGUUGAGAAACCAGGUAAAAAUCGCUUCUGAUUAAACAAAAAAAUGUACACAGUCCAGUACAACUUUCUCUUGCUUCCCCUUCUUAAUAUUGUAUAUAUUUUGACUAUUUAUUAGAUUAGGAGAUCAUAUUUUCCUUAUCAACUGAGCCAGAUGUCUGUGUGCAAUUGUGUUUUCUUUACCUUUCUUGUAAAAUUUUGUACAGCAUGAAUGAGCAAAAAAAAUCACUGUUUUUACUUAACUUUUUCAGAAUUAAGAAUUGUAAAUAUUGUAGAUUGUUUUUCUGUGUAAUGUGUCCUACUGGUUCAUAGUGCUGUAACUUGUAGAAAUAUUGUAUAUUUAUUUCCUGCUUAUUUAAUGUCUUAAGUUCUGGAAAGUGUUCACCACCCUGACACUCCCCAUCCUUGCCGUUCCCCCGUCAGUUGCUUUAACUCUGCGGUGGUGACCCUCAGCUCAUGACAGGCCAUGCAGUCUUCCAGGGUGGUCCCCCAGGCCUGGUGUUGGUCAAAUGGGCUUCGACUCCUAGGGCUUGCUGUCCUAAUGAGGAAGCUCAUGUUUAGACACCAGUGAGAGACCAUAAAUCUGGCGGGCUACAAAAUUCUCCAGCAAACAGCCACCGACUUUGUUCUUAAACAGGUAGCUAGCUUCUCGUGGAAGCGCGUCCCAUGAACUCCAGGUCAUGUCUUUACAAAAAUUGUUAUCGGCAAUUGGGGCAGAUGUUUCCAUUGAAAAUUUACCCCUGAGAACUCCAUGUUGAGAGAAAUAAAAUCAUGCCUCUGCUGGAGGAGCUGCCUGAGACCGUUGAGGGCAGGGGGCAGGGGCUAUGGGGCAGGUAGGAGGGGCUGCUCCUGCUUCCAGUACACCCACCCCCUCCCCCCACCUGCCACUAACCCUUCAGCGGCAUUUCCCCACCUGCUGUGUGGGUUGCUGUGCUCUGAGGAGUGGACUAAAUUGUCUUUAGAAGCUAAUUGUCCAGGCUCUCGAGCCCCCAAACCACUUGGUCAGCUUGUUCAAGUUGGUGUCCUGCUUGUUUGUCCAUCACCUGUGAGAGGCUGGGGGCCCCACUGGGGUGGGUGUUAAGACAUGGAUGCCUUAGAGAGAUGUCCGGUGGUCCCGGGUACAUAGCUCUGUCAUCAGUGCUGAUUUAGCCCGGUGCCUGUCUGCGGGGAUGUGUCCCCACGUGAUGCAAACCAGCUGGAUGGCUUGCGUGCCUGUCCCAACAGCAUUGCGUAUGAGGAGCACGUCCACGCUCCCAGCAGAGAAACUUGACUGCACUGGGCAAGUCCAGCCUUAGAAGCCCCUCAGUUCUGUGUCCAGAUCCUGUGACCACUCGUUACUGUAUCGGAACUCAUCAGGUACUCACCAUAACGAGCACUGACCCGUGUAUGCUGACGCGUCACUCCCAUGUCCCCAGGACCCAGCGUAUGUAGCAUUUGUAUUGCGAUUCCCCUGGCUGACUUGUGUUUUGCACUGAUGAAUUUUGACAGGGUAAUUGCCACUUUAUUGUGCAAUACUGCUGUAAAUACCUGCAGAUUUUUAAAAAACUUAAUCUUUUAUGUUCUUAAUGAAUUUUAUAUAAAUAAAACUUUCAACUAGU
This is a messenger RNA of Hipposideros armiger (great roundleaf bat), 4960 nucleotides long. RefSeq names its product BCL2 like 11 (gene BCL2L11). The transcript is spliced from 4 exons. The coding region runs from base 40 to 870 and encodes 276 amino acids. The record is from RefSeq and is a predicted model, not a curated record. NCBI's taxonomy places the organism in Eukaryota, Metazoa, Chordata, Mammalia, Chiroptera, Hipposideridae. Gene Ontology annotation, biological process: meiosis I.